Messenger RNA from Fusarium venenatum, 738 nucleotides. The record is from RefSeq and is a predicted model, not a curated record. NCBI's taxonomy places the organism in Eukaryota, Fungi, Ascomycota, Sordariomycetes, Hypocreales, Nectriaceae.
AUGAGAAAACCUAACGCCGCUCAACUGGCCCUUUUGAUGGCUUCAGUCGCUACGGCGGCUGAGACUACAUGCGCUAUCGACUGUUUCCAGGGCCUUAUCACAAAUGGCCCUCCAGCAGAUUGCAAAGAAGCCACGAACUACCUCUGCUUCUGUACUAUGCCUACACUCCAGGAAAACUUCUCAAAGUGUGCCGACACGAGCUGCGGCGAAGACAAGAGUGCUGCCAUGACUUGGGCAAACGAUCUCUGUGCUAAACUUGGAAAGCCUGUUGAUCUUGGACCUGGAGAGGACGCUCCAACGACCGAUGCAACCACUGCCGUUGGUGUGACUACUGCUGUUGACGCACCUGCUAGUACAGCCGAAGAAACUAAGCAGACUUCUCAGGCCGAGACGACUGUUCCAGACGCCGCGCAGACCACCGUGACCGAGGCUGAAAAGACAGAUUCCAAGGCCAAAGAAACGUCCAUCGAGACCGCUUUGCCAACUAAGACUUCCGAGACUUCCGAGACUUGCACCACGGAGACAACCAUGACCAAGACUGAGACCACAUUCGCCAAAGCCACGACAGCUGAAGGGACAGCUAUUACUACAGAUGAGGAUGGACCUGUUGGUACAGCCACAGGAAGUGGAGAGACGGCAACUGCGUCUUCGGAUGCUGAGAUUAAUGCUGGAUCUAUCAUGGCCCCUGGAUUCUUGGGUAUUGCUGGUGUUGUCGCUGCUCUGUGGCAGUUUGUGUGA